CCUGAGCUCGGGGUUCGCCGGCGGCGGCGGCGGCGAGGGGAAGGCGACGCUCUCGGCACUGGCUUCGUGCAGAGCGACCAAGAGGGUUUUGCAGCGACCGAGGAGGGGUUGAGGUGGGCGCUGAGUUGUCCGGAGAAGGCAGGAGCGGCCGGCGCCUUCUGCUGAGGACUAGGAGGAGAAGGAGGAAUCGCGCCGGGCGGAGCGUCAGGUCCCAUUUUCCUCCCCGGCGUCUUGAAUACAAAGAUUACGGUGCAGAAGGAAAUUGCACUCGCCUCCUCCGCCCCCCGGUACCCAACAAUGCACCAGCCGCCCGAGUCUACUGCCGCCGCCGCGGCCGCUGCAGAUAUUAGUGCUAGGAAGAUGGCGCACCCGGCAGUGUUCCCCAGAAGGGGCAGUGGUGGUGGCAGCGCCUCUGCUCUCAGUGCAGCAGGUACCGGCAUUGGCAGUAAUGCCACAGCUUCUGAGGAUUUUCCACCUCCGUCGCUGCUCCAGCAGCCACCUCCCGCAGCAUCUUCUACGUCGGGACCACAGCCUCCGCCUCCACAAAGCCUAAACCUUCUUUCGCAGGCUCAGCUGCAGGCACAGCCUCUUGCGCCAGGCGGAACUCAAAUGAAAAAGAAAAGUGGCUUCCAGAUAACUAGCGUUACGCCGGCCCAGGUCUCUGCCAGCAUCAGCUCUAACAACAGUAUAGCAGAGGACACUGAGAGCUAUGAUGACCUGGAUGAAUCUCACACGGAAGAUCUAUCCUCUUCCGAGAUCCUUGAUGUGUCACUCUCCAGGGCUACUGACUUAGGGGAGCCUGAACGUAGCUCUUCGGAAGAGACGCUAAAUAACUUCCAGGAAGCUGAGACACCUGGGGCAGUCUCUCCCAACCAGCCCCACCUUCCUCAGCCUCAUUUGCCUCACCUUCCACAGCAGAAUGUUGUGAUCAAUGGAAAUGCUCAUGCACACCACCUCCAUCACCACCAUCACAUCCAUCAUGGGCACCACCUCCAUCACGGGCACCACCAUACAUCCCAUACUGCUGUGGCCAGUACAUCCAUUCCUGGAGCACCACCCUCAAGCCCAGUAACCAGAAAACUCUAUACAACUGGAAGCUCUGACAGUGGUACACCAGCUGCAUCAUCUUCUGCUGUAUCAUCGGGUGGCUCACCUGCAUCUAUAAUGACUAAUGUCAGUGCCCCGAGUACUACUGGCAGUAUAGGUAUAAAUUCUGUUACUGGCACUAAUACAAUGAAUAAUAUUAACAUUACUGCUGUGGGUAGUUUUAGUCCUAAUGUGACCAGCAGCAUACUUGGUAAUGCUAAUAUACACGCAAGCAAUAUUCCUAGUGCUGCUAGUGUGAGUGUUGGGCCUGGAGUUAGCAGCGGUGUUAAUGUGAGUAUCUUGAGUGGCAUGGGCAAUGGUACUAUUUCUUCCUCUGCUGUUAACAGUGUUCUUAAUGCAGCUGCAGGAAUGUCUGUGGGAUCCGUGUCAAGUCAGCAGCAACAGCCCACAGUUAACACAUCAAGGUUCAGAGUUGUGAAGUUAGAUUCUAGUUCUGAACCCUUUAAAAAAGGUAGAUGGACUUGCACUGAGUUCUAUGAAAAAGAGAAUGUUGUACCUGCUGCAGAAGGUGUGGCGAUAAAUAAAGCAGUGGAAACUGUAAAACAAAACCCAGCAGAAGUGACUUCUGAGAGGGAGAGCACCAGUGGGAGUUCAGUGAGCAGUAGUGUCAGCACACUGAGUCACUACACAGAGAGUGUGGGAAGUGGAGAGAUGGGAGCCCCUGCUGUGUUGGUGCAGCAGCCACCGGCUCUUCACGGUGUGGCCCUUCAGCAGAUGGAUUUCAGUAGCACUGGUCCACAGAGUAUGUCAGCAGUUAGUAUACCACAGAGUAUUUCUCAGUCACAGAUCUCACAAGUACAAUUACCAUCUCAAGAACUGAGCUAUCAGCAAAAGCAAGGUCUUCAACCAGUACCUCUGCAAGCUACUAUCAAUGCUGCAACUGGUAUCCAGCCAUCACCUGUUAAUGUGGUUGGUGUAACUUCAGCUUUAGGUCAGCAGCCUUCCAUUUCCAGUUUGGCUCAACCCCAGCUGCCAUAUUCUCAGAUGUCUCCUCCAGUGCAAGCUCCCCUUCCAGGGACACCACCCCAGCAGUUACACUAUGGACAGCAACCGACUGUUUCUACACAGAUGGCCCCAGUCCAUGGCAAAUCAGUGAGUCAGAAUCCUCCUUCAGAGUACAUACAGCAGCUGCCAAUUCUUCAAACAGCAGUGUCCUCUGGACAGCCCAGUUCUGCAGGAGUGGGAGCAGGAACAACGGUGAUUCCUAUAGCUCAGCCACAGAGUAUCCAGCUGCCAGUGCAGCCCACAGCUGUCCAAGCACAACCUGUAGGGGCAACUGGCCAGCCUGUUGGCCAGGCUCAAACAGCAGUAUCAGCGGUACCUAGUGACAGUCAAGUUGCAAAUUUUGGUCAACAAGCAAACAUACCUACUGCAGUGCAGCAGCCCUCUACCCAAGUCACACCUUCAGUUAUUCAGCAAGGUGCUACUCCAUCUUCACAGAUAGUUCCACCUGCUCAAACUGUGAUUAUUCAUCAGGGAGUUCAAACUAGUGCUUCAAGCCUUCCUCAACAAUUGGUCAUGGCACCCCAAAGUACAUUGUUAACUGUACCUCCCCAGCCACAAGGAGCAGAAUCAGUAGCUCAAGGAGUUGUUUCACAGCAGUUGCCUGCAGUUAAUCCUUUGCCUUCUGCUAGUAGUAUUUCUGUUACCAAUCAGGUUAGUUCAGCUGGUCCUUCUGGAAUGCCUUCUGCCCCAACAAACUUGGUUCCACCACAGAAUAUAGCACAAACCCCUGCCACUCAAAAUAGUAAUUUGGUUCAAAGUGUUAGUCAACCUCCCUUGUUAGCAACUAAUAUAAAUUUGCCUUUGGCACAACAGAUACCACAAAGUUCCACCCAGUUCUCUGUACAAUCAUUAGCUCAGGCAUUUGGAAGCCAAAUCGAAGAUGCCAGGCACCCAGCGGAACCCUCUUUAGUUGGCUUACCUCAGCCUAUCAGUGGUGACAGUGGGGGAAUGUCAGCAGUUUCAGAUGGGAGUAGCAGCAGCCUAGCAGCCUCUACUUCUCUUUUCCCGUUGAAGGUGCUCCCGCUGACGACACCCCUGGUGGAUGGCGAAGAUGAGAGGUAAGACCAUGCCAUGUUUCUGAAGAUGUUUAACAGAUUCAAGGUUAACCUGUUCAGUGGCUGAAUAUAUGCACAAAAUUAGUCUGAAACACUAUGUAUUUUUUCACUUUUGUAUAUAAAAAUGCAUUUCUGUGGUAACUUUCCCAGAGUGGGAAUGUUAUGGAAUGGUUUCUGAAUGGAUAGGAUAUGGUAUAAGUAACAUGAAAACAGUAUUUGACAGAAUAGUUACCCAGCAUUAAGAAUAGGUUCAGGGGCACCAAGUGGUUUUUGUUAUUUACAAAAUGCUUUGGAGAAAGAAGAUUAAUUACAAACAUUUAAUUUUUUGCUAACCCAUAUAAAAGUAAAUUCUUUGAACUACUAAAAUCUUUUAUGAUCAUCUCUUGGGGCAUGGGGUUGUGCUUCCCACAUUUGUUUCUCCUUUACCAGACUGGACAGUCCUUUUCAGCUCUGUUUGAGCUUAGUCUGUGAAAGAUAAUGUCACCUGCUUUUCCUAGUCAGACAUUAUAGGAGAGAUUACCUAAUCUGAGUUAUAUAGGUUGCCCUCAUACUGUAAUCGACCAACUUCUGUGUCUUACUUAAUAGCCAUUUUAUCUGAACUGAAAGGAAUGGGAAACUUUAGAAAGCAUUUUGUCCAGAAAGAGGGCAUACACUGUCAAAAUUGCACAUAUGCUGUACAUUGUUCCUUUUGCAUAGAUCAAGGUGGUAGCCAUUUUCAAGAGUAAAGAAAGAAAGUCUUAGAGGGUUGAAUUUAUAGAGGCAUGAAAAUCUCUUGCUAAUCUACUCCACUUGUCCCCUUCUUCCUUUAUGAAAAAAACAAAAAACCGUAAAACCUAAAGUAGAGUAUCAAACCAAUGUUUUCUUAGUCGGACUGGAAAUAAUUUACUAAUCAUACUGAAUCAAAUUGUGUCUUUGGAACUGACUAGCUAGAAAAGUUGUGAAGUUUCUCAUAAUUUACAUUGCUUUAAACUAAGUUGAUUUUUAAAGGAAAGGAGUGUUCUCACACGUUUGCCAUUCUGAAUAACCUUGAUCAAAGUAAUACAGGAUUAUGACAAAAGCUUUUCAUUUUCACUGUGGAACCUUGAAUAAGCUUAAAAUAUAACACUUCACUAUCAGUUGUAGACUUGUGGUUGAAGUUUCAUCAAACCAGUUGUAACAUUUACAUUCUAAAUUAAUGUUUGUGGUUUUCACUUGGGGAACAUUGAGCAUAUUUCAAAAGAAUUGCAAUUUUAGAAAAAAAACAAAGGCCAAAUGGUUCAGUAAGGUUUGCAUGAUUUUUUUCUGUUGCUUAAAAGAUAAAAGGCAUGGUUAAUUGAAAUAAUUUAAAAUCUUCAAGAUUUUUAUUAUUUUUCUAAAAAGUCAUAUAUUUGAAGUCUUGUUAUCUAAUCAGAUGUAUUCUGUCUGUAUCAUUGUGUUCAAAUUGACUUCAAAGGGUAGAACUCUCCUAAGGUAGUUUCCUAUGUACCUUAGGAACAUUACUCCUAAGAGAGUAAUGUUAAAGCUUUGUUUUUGUCAUAUCAUGCCAAUAUUCACCUAUAUUUUAAAGAAUUAUUUACCCCAGAUAUUAGUGAUUUCUAAAUAUAAACGGGGUGAUCUAAAUGAAGCCCCUAUAAAGAACAGGUAUCUAACGUGGAUGCUAAAUUCAGAGAAAUAGAAGGUAGGUGAUAUACACAAAUGAAAACCACGUGUUGAUUUCUGACCUGCCAUGAUUUUAGUUAAUUACCAUUUGUAGUCUCCUGACUUUCUCCUUUUUUUCCUCCUCAUGGUUAGAGCGUGAUAGAGCUUUUCACAACUUGCUGUUCCAGACAAUUAAAAGUCAGUGUUGCUGCUUACCACUAGGUUUUUAACUGAAGGGCUAGAGUCCCAGUUUAAGAUGUUUGUACAAAAUUAAUUUUUCCACACAGUAACUGAGAUGAGGAAUAAUUAGGGGGAAAUUAUGAAGAAAGGUUUGGAAUGAAAGGGACAAAAGAGAUACUGAGAACUGUGAUGAAAUAUUGGUAUA
Molecule: messenger RNA, 5169 nt
Organism: Manis javanica (Malayan pangolin)
Lineage: Eukaryota; Metazoa; Chordata; Mammalia; Pholidota; Manidae
Source: RefSeq, a predicted model, not a curated record